This is a messenger RNA of Entrophospora sp. SA101, 342 nucleotides long. The record is from the annotation of a GenBank genome assembly. Lineage: Eukaryota; Fungi; Glomeromycota; Glomeromycetes; Entrophosporales; Entrophosporaceae.
AUGACUGUUUUGCUUAAUAACGGAGAAGAUAAAGAAAAACAAAAAUUAAUUGCGGUUACCAAAAAUGCGCUCCAAAAAGUUAUUGAAAGUAUCAAGCCUAAUAUUACUACUACCCAAGAUAUUGGAAAUGUAAUUGAAGAUUAUGUGCAAGGCCAAGGAUAUCACGUAAUAAAAGAAUAUGGCGGGCACGGAAUUGGCCGAUUUAUGCACGAAAAGCCUUUCAUUCCUAAUUAUAAAAUUUCUUCUGAGCGAAGCGUGGUUAUCCUAGAAAAUACGGCCAUUUGCGUAGAGCCCUUGGUCCAAAUUGGAAAUGCCGAAAUCAAAUUGUCCCCGAAUAACUGA